Vollenhovia emeryi is the source of this 2921-nucleotide messenger RNA. RefSeq names its product 26S proteasome non-ATPase regulatory subunit 4 (gene Rpn10). The record is from RefSeq and is a predicted model, not a curated record. Bases 743 to 2803 code for a protein of 686 amino acids. Lineage: Eukaryota; Metazoa; Arthropoda; Insecta; Hymenoptera; Formicidae. Gene Ontology annotation, cellular component: proteasome regulatory particle, base subcomplex; cytosol; nucleus. The transcript is spliced from 8 exons. Gene Ontology annotation, molecular function: polyubiquitin modification-dependent protein binding. Gene Ontology annotation, biological process: proteasome-mediated ubiquitin-dependent protein catabolic process.
CAAACAAGUCGCGAUCGCGCCGCGACGAGGACGCCGACUGCCUCGCAAUCGUCGCGAAUAUCGAUAUAGUAACGUCGUACAAAGAGAUUUCCGUUUCUCUCUCUCACCCUCUCUCUCUCUCCCUUUUCCUCGGCACUUCCGGCGCGUCGAGUUUUCGCCGAAAUUUCGCAAACGCGUCUCGGAGCAUCCCCGCGCUCACCGCGCUCGUUAACGAACCGAAGUGUCCCCGGGUGCGAUAUAUCGUUCGCGCGUGCUACUUUUCAAAAUUUCACCUGCGCGAGAGAAACCGACACGAUCGGGCCAGCCGAACGAAACGUUCCACGACGAGUAAAGUAGUAAUCGAGCAAUUACGUUGGCUCGCGGUGCUUCCGCGGCUUCGUGGAUUAACGCGUCGCGCCGGCCGCGUAAGCGGCGCGAAUCGCUGGCGAAAACGGCGGAAUCGAGACUCGGCGGACAUUUCCGCGCCGCGGGGCGAUACAGCGAGGCCAGAAACGUGUUCAAUCGUGUCUACGCGAAUAAAUGACGAGAGUGUUGAAUUCCGCAGAUAUCCCGCGCCGCCGUCGCGCACCCCACGCCCGCCGGUGGGCACCGAGCCCGCCGCGCACGAAUAUAUAAUGGCGAAAAUGCCGCUCGACGGUAAUUAGCCGCUCUACACGGCGAGCCCAGGCGCGGCAAGUGCGCGCGAGAAGGUGACGACGCCUUUGGCUCCCGAUCCCCGUCGCGCCGCUGUGAUGUUGCCGCGAUGUCCCUCACCUCGGGAUCAAACAGAUGGGCCUCGAGAGCGAUCAUUAUAUUACAGCUGGCGACCUGGAACGCCGUCGGCAUCGUUCUCCUUCACCGCGGCGUCAGCACGCUGCGCAGGAGGGUCCUGGAGACCAGCUACGUCGCCGAGGCAGAUCCGCCGACCGGACUGGAGUCCGUCGUGUCGUCCACGGGACGCGACGGAAGCGAAUACGAUCUGUCCACCCAGCGGCAAUCGAUCGGCAAGAACGUGGAGAUAAUAAUUCAGAUCGAUCCGGACAGAUCGCCCGCGCGUGACGACGGGAAUCACUCUGGGCCGGGCACGAUCAGGAGCGAGCGAUUGAGAGACGCGUUCGAGAUCGUUUCGGAGGGGCAACGGCCCGCGCUCCUCCUCGCGGACCCUCCACCCGGGGUCCCGACGACCGCUCGAGGAACGCCAAGCUCGCAGCUGGGGCGGCUGGAGAACCAUUUAACGGAAACGGACGAUCGCUCCGAGAAGAAUGUCGUAACCAGCAAGGUCUCGAGGAUAGCCCGAGACAGGGAGCCUAUCCUCGGUAAAGAGGCCUCGCGGGACGUCCACGAGGAAGAGAACACCACUUCGAUCGCGGGAUCGAUCUCGACAAAAGAGAAGGAGGAGGGCGAGGCGACGGAGAUGGAGGAGGAUUCGGCGGAGAACGCGACGGUACGCGAAAGCAAUCGCGACCAGUUCUGGAUGGGCAAGAGCAACGUGAGGUUCUCCCGCUUCAGCGAGGACGGCGCGACGACGGCCAUCGCUCUGGUAGCGAUCGGCGCGAUCAUGCUGCUGGUGGGCCCGGUUGUCAUCGUGCUGCGGAUCCUGGACGAGAGGAGGCAGGCGAGGAAGCUGAUCGCGCUGUCGGCGAACGCGCGGGACGAUCUGCCGCCGACAUACGAGCAGGCGGUCCUCAUGGACGAGGCGCCGAGCGUCGAUAACAGCGAUUACAUGAGAAAUGGCGAUUUCGUACCCACCCGGCUACAGGCGCAGCAGGACGCCGUCAACUUGGUGUGCCACUCCAAGACUCGCUCGAAUCCCGAGAACAACGUCGGCCUCAUCACGCUCGCCAACGUGGAAGUGUUGGCGACGCUCACGAGCGAUGUCGGCAGAAUACUGUCCAAGCUCCAUCAGGUUCAGCCGAACGGCAAGCUGGCUCUCAUCACAGGCAUUAGAAUCGCCCACCUGGCGUUGAAACAUCGGCAAGGCAAGAAUCACAAGAUGCGUAUCGUUGCAUUUAUCGGAAGUCCCAUAGACAUCGACGAGAAGGAACUGGUCAAGCUGGCGAAGCGCCUGAAGAAGGAGAAGGUGAACGUCGACGUCAUCAGCUUCGGCGAGGAGAGCAUCAACAACGAAGUACUGACUGCCUUCGUUAACGCGUUGAACGGCAAGGACGGCACCGGGAGUCACCUCGUCACUGUUCCGCCUGGUCCGCAUUUAUCAGACGCCCUCAUCUCCUCCCCUAUAAUUCAGGGCGAAGACGGCAUGGGUGCGGCCGGCAUGAGUGGCGCCGCGUUCGAGUUCGGCGUCGACCCGAACGAGGAUCCCGAGCUCGCGCUGGCUCUGCGCGUUUCUAUGGAGGAGCAACGACAACGUCAGGAAGACGAAGCUCGACGAGCGCAGGCGAACGAGACCGCCGCGAAUAAGCAGCCGGAGACUAUAAAGGAAGCUCCCAAUGAGGAAGCUAUGUUGAAACGUGCCCUCGCCAUGUCCCUCGAAGGAGCGGACGACUCGACUGCCGCUAGUGAUAACACUGCACCAUGCAGAGGCAACGUGCCGGACUUUACUAAUAUGACGGAAGAGGAACAAAUCGCUUUUGCUAUGCAAAUGUCCAUGCAGGACCAACAGGAAUUGGAAUCGCAAAAGGAAGAAGCGAUGGACGUGGAGGAGGAUUACGCAGCCGUUAUGUCCGACCCUGCUUUUCUGCAAUCGGUCCUGGAGAACUUGCCAGGUGUGGAUCCGCAUUCUGAAGCCGUACGCCAAGCCGUCGGAUCGUUACAACAGAACAAAGACAAGGAGAAAGAGAAGGAAAAAGACAAGGAGAAGAAAUGAAAGGCCCCUUAGUGCAUUCGUAUUUACAUUUGUGGCUGAAUUUGACAUUUUCCAUUAUUGUGUAUGAUAUUGUAGCUGUUCUAUCUUGCUUAUGAAAUAUACUAUCAAUUUAUCGAAA